Messenger RNA from Melanotaenia boesemani (Boeseman's rainbowfish), 1649 nucleotides. It is a transcript of the gene traf3ip2a, whose product is annotated as TRAF3 interacting protein 2a. The record is from RefSeq and is a predicted model, not a curated record. The transcript has 10 exons. Gene Ontology annotation, biological process: humoral immune response; positive regulation of canonical NF-kappaB signal transduction. Bases 276 to 1547 code for a protein of 423 amino acids. NCBI's taxonomy places the organism in Eukaryota, Metazoa, Chordata, Actinopteri, Atheriniformes, Melanotaeniidae.
GAAGGGGAAUGUUUCCUGUUGCGCUGAGGCCGAGGAGCUGGGAGCUGCAAGGAAAGGUGAGCACAGUCACAUUUGGCUGUCUGUGGGAAAAUUACCGGGAAAACUUUGAAGAUUUGGUGUUUUGCCUGAGAGGAGAUUCCUGGGAUACAUUCAGCUGAGUGAUUCUGACCUUUGGACCAGUUCCUACGCGAUCAGGUUACAUUCCAACAGACCUGAACAGAUUUCCUGGUUUGUUUCGUCGUUUCACUUCACGUUAGAGGAGGCCAGAGGAGGAAAUGGAUUUUAUGAAAGGACCCUGCUCCCAUCAGAGCGAACCUGUGGAGGUGGAUGAGAGGAUGCCAUCCUCCGGUGUGGACCUGCCGUGGAUUCCCCCCUGUAAACACUGCAGUGGACAUGAAGAAGACUGUGGUUUUGAGCAAAGGGACCAUGCUGACAGCCAGUGUCAGCAGGAACCUCCAUCAGUAUACCGGGCCUCUCCAGAGGCUCACAUUAUUCUCCCUGCAGCAGCACCAAAACAGGUGAAGCCCCCCCACCCUGCACACAUCUGGCCUCAUCACCCCAGACAGCGGCAGUAUGAACUAGACCUGAUGGAGCAUCACAGCAGAGGUUCUGGGGGCCCUUUCAUCCAGUCCUGGAGCCACUCUAUGGAGGAGGCCGAGUCCUUGGAGCCCCCGCUACCGCUGAUGUCAAACGUUAACGAUGACCCUAGUGCUCGAUUACGACACCCAGCACCCCGACUGCCAGGUCCUUUCCCAUUACCAGGAAGCUGUGUCAGACAGCAUGCAUGCUGCCCUGCAGCUCCCAGUCACAACAACUGGUAUCAUCCAAACAGAUAUGAGUACCCUGCUGGUCCACGUCAGGAGCUUCCACCCCACCAAAAUCUGAAUGACCAUAGGUAUCAGCUUAAAGGUGCUCCACAAGCCCCCAGUGGAUGUGCACGUCGGACUGAUGCCCUACCCAGAGACGUGAUGCACGAGGUUAGCGUGGGCAGCUCCUUCCUGGCUGGUCCUGGAGCUGUCACAAGGGAGGUCAGGAAGACCAUCAGCCUCCCUGAGGAGAGCAGGAAUGUUUUCAUCACCUACUCAAUGGACACAGCCAGUGAGAUCAUUCCCUUCAUCACAUUUCUGAUCAAUCAGGGGUUCAAUCCAGCAAUCGACGUGUUUGAUAAUCCUAUCAGAAGAAUGGGCAUCACCAAGUGGAUGGACAGCUUCCUGAAUGAUAAAUCUGUGCUCAUCAUCGUGGUCAUCAGCCCCAAGUACAAGGAGGACGUGGAGAGAGGAGGAGAUGAUGACCACGGCUUGCACACCAAGUACAUCCACAACCAGAUUCAGCAUGAGUUCAUCCAACAAGGCUGCCUGAACUUCAGACUGGUUCCUGUGUUGUUUCCCAAUGCAACCAAGAAUCAUGUCCCCAGCUGGCUGCAGAGCACCAGGAUCUACCGCUGGCCCACGGACACCCAGGACCUGCUGCUGCGUCUGCUCAGGGAGGAGCGCUACAUCAUCCCACAGCGAGGCGCUGACCUCACCCUCACAGUCCGUCCUCUCUGAUGGACGUCAGAGCAGACAACAGGAAGCUUGUCAAAGGUUCAACAUGUUUAUGUUAGAAAUACAUUAACGGGGAUUACAGUCCCCAGGUUUCUGUUCAUUCAC